AUGCACGACUUGCGGAGAAUAUUCGCUUCAGGUUCAAGACAGAGUAGCGAUAUGUCACUGCUUGGCAAAGUAUUCAUGGUAUUUUUUUGGCUCGCGCUCAUCAUGCACGUCGUGUCCAGCCGGAAGGUAGAAUGCUAUCGAUAUGCAGAAUACGGUGAACGACACAGGGUGUCGUGUGAAACGAAUGGAGCUGGAUGCUUGAUAUCGUUGAGUGCGGACGGUGAAUUCCUGACAGGAGGAUGCGAUUAUCAUUGCGAUCGCGAUCGAGGACCACGUUGUUGGACUGAGGAUGGUGAACGAAAGUGUUGCUGUUUCACGCAUCUUUGCAAUGAAGUGGUUUUAUAG
Molecule: messenger RNA, 345 nt
Organism: Anisakis simplex (herring worm)
Lineage: Eukaryota; Metazoa; Nematoda; Chromadorea; Rhabditida; Anisakidae
Source: the annotation of a GenBank genome assembly